CGCAGCAGAGUGGAGUCGGUAUCCAGGCAGCUGCUCUGCCCGUCUCUCUCUCUGCCUCGCUGCCUCUCUGACAGCUAGGUUAGCUUGUAAACAACAUCUCAAAGCGCCGCCGCUGUCUCGGAGAAGCGAAGGACCGAACGCGCCGCGGUGUGUUUGGACUCGUAGUGCCGGUGUCCGCCUCCGUGCUUCUUUUUCCUUCCACACGUCUUGUGCUCACGAGUCGUCUCUGCGGGGAGGCACUGAGCUAGCCCCUCAACUGACUUCAAAGACAAAAAGCAACAUUUUUCACUGAGACCGAAGUUGUUGUCCAGUGGCGGAUGUCUCGUCCCCUCCCACUGAGGUCGGAGGCCAGCUGGAGACGGGAGGUGGGUCCGCGGCAGCAGUGAUGCGGGCUUCGGUGGCAGGCUGCAGGAUGAGCGUGGGUGCGCUCCUUAACGGGCUGCUGGUGUCCGUUGUCGCAGCACUGCUUUGGAAGUAUUCCAAGCUGAGUGAGCACGCCGCCCUGCUGGAGGAAGAGCUGCACAUGACACGGCAGUCCCAGGAGCUCUCGCAGGCCCACAUCGACUACCACGUCGCCCUGCAGGCCCUUCAGGAACACGGCACCCGCAUGGUCUGCACCGGCAAGAUGCACACCGACCGCGUCUGCCGCUUUGACUACCUCUGCUACUGCUCCGAGGCAGAGGAGUUUGUGUUCUUCCACUCCAAUUCCUCUGUCAUGCUGCCAAACCUGGGGUCGAGGCGCUUCCAACCUGCUCUGUUGGACUUGUCUUCAGUAGAGGAUCACAACACCCAGUACUUCAACUUUUUAGAGCUCCCGGCUGCUGCUUUAAAGUUUAUGCCUAAGCCUGUGUUCGUACCGGAUGUGACUCUGAUCCUAAACCGGUUUAAUCCAGACAACCUAAUGCACGUGUUCCACGAUGACCUGAUCCCAGCCUUCUACACUAUGAAACAGUAUUCGGACUUAGAUGAUGAGGCGCGUUUGGUUUUUAUGGAGGGCUGGAGCGAAGGCCCACACUUUGACCUCUACCGACUUCUCAGCAGCAAGCAGCCACUGCUCAAAGAGCAGCUUAAGAACUUUGGCAAGCUCAUGUGUUUCACUAAAUCUUACGUUGGCCUGUCCAAGAUGACCACCUGGUACCAGUACGGUUUUGUUCAACCACAGGGGCCCAAGGCCAACAUGUUGGUCUCAGGAAAUGAGAUCAGACAGUUUGCGAGGGCUCUGAUGGAGAAAAUGAACAUCACAACAAAUGUGGAGAAGGAGAAGGAUGGAGGGAGUGCCGAAGAUGAGAAAGAGAGAAAGGAUGAUUACAUCGUCGUGUUCAGUCGCUCAACAACAAGGCUGAUACUGAAUGAGGCGGAGCUAAUCAUGGAGCUGGCCCAGGAGUUCCAGAUGAGAGUGGUCACAGUGUCCCUAGAGGAAGAGUCUUUCCCCAGUAUCGUCCAGGUGAUCAGCGGCGCUUCUGUGUUGGUCAGUAUGCAUGGCGCUCAGCUCAUUACCUCACUCUUCCUCCCAAGAGGAGCUGCUGUGGUGGAGCUGUUCCCCUUUGCUGUGAACCCAGAGCAGUACACCCCGUAUAAAACCCUCGCCACCCUUCCAGGCAUGGACCUUCACUAUAUCUCCUGGCGGAACACUAAGGAGGAGAACACCAUCACCCACCCAGACAGACCCUGGGAGCAAGGGGGCAUCACUCACUUGGAGAAGGAGGAGCAGGAGCGUAUACUGGAGAGCAGAGAUGUCCCCAGGCACCUGUGCUGCCGCAACCCAGAGUGGCUCUUCCGAAUCUACCAGGACACUUUGGUGGACAUCUCUUCCUUCCUGGAAGCCCUUAAAGAGGGUAUGAAGACAAAGCCCAGCGUGAAGAAGUCAAAGCCGGCCAGCACAGUCCACCCAGGCCGGGUCAGACAACCCCAGUGUCAGACCUCGGUACAAACCACCAACGAGGCUAAACUCACAGUCUCCUGGCAGAUCCCGUGGAAUCUGAAAUACUUAAAGGUGAGAGAGGUGAAGUACGAAGUGUGGAUCCAGGAGCAGGGAGAGAACACCUACAUGCCUUAUAUCCUCCCCCAGCAGAACUACACCUUUUCAGAGAACAUUAAGCCCUUCACCACCUACCUGGUGUGGGUCAGGUGUAUCUUCAACAAGAACCUCUUGGGCCCCUUUGCAGACGUUCUUAUGUGCAGGACCUAGUGCCAGUUUGUUUUACACAAAAGGUUGAGUCAUGCUUGUUCCAGACAAUCAAAUUGGAACAGUGGAGUGUUUGAUUACAGUUUGUCCAGUGGGAGUUGGCAAAUGUGAUAUGGCAUACCUUUACAAUCCUCGAGCAGGCUGCUGAGCUCUUGCACAGUAAUGUUCCUUGGCCAGCACAGACAACACAGAGUCGAAGUGCAAAAGACUUGAACCACAGGGUCAGAACUCAACGGCAACAGCCCUUAAUGAAUGGAAAGUAUACUGUACCCAUGAAAGAAAGAAAGUGUUAAACCACGUCUCUACCGAAAAACAAAUCAGCAGAUUUAUUUAUGUGCAAAUGAUAUAAAACAUGUUUUUUUUAGUAUUAGUCGAAACGCUGGUUCUUUACCUUUUACAGUAUGCAAUAUAGCUUUUCUGUGGAGAGCAAGAAAGAUUUUUCUGACUUGUCCAAUGUCGACCGUGUGCGUGAUACCUGUGCGGCGGAGUUCACCUACCAGUUGUUUAAUACACCGUUAUUUGCAGAACCUAGCCAAAACCAAAGCAACAUUUUUCCGUCAUUCUUGCCAUAUUACUUUGUCCUGUUCUAGGUCGCUCAUACUUCUAAUGUUUGCUAAGAUUUCUACAGUUGUAAAACUCGUCUCUAAAGACAUCGUGAAGGAUUUGAGUAGAACAAGUGUCUAGCGAGAGUUCUCAUGAAUGCCACUGUAAUCAAAGAGACUAAAGUUUGUGACUAAAAAUACCCUGUUUUUAGAUUUAAUUUGUUCCCUUACAUCUCAUAAAUAUAACGGCACACAAGUGUUUAUUUCCCACAGUGCCCAGCCACAAAUAAUUAACAUCCAUUUUACUGCAUAUAUAAAUGAUUUUUCUCUAAUUGGCACUAAUUACAACUGUAAUAAUUAUAAUUUCUGUGGAUAGUGAAUCCAUUACGCCAGGCUAUAAUUAGUGGAUGCAGCUGGACAGUCGGAUUACACUGCAGUUUCAAUAAGAUAACAAGGUAUGUUGCUGCGUACCUUUCCACUGCCGUGUGUGAAACUUCAUUCAUUAAAAUGAAAUUCCCAGCUGAGUUUCUCUUUACUUUCUUUAAAGGUUUCUGUAGCUGUUAAGAAGAAUGUUGAAUUUUAGAUUGAAACAACCGACAUCCGAAGGUGACUGUUGAAGUUGUUGUUUUCUUUGUACCAUGUUUGUAAUGAAGUGCUGCUUGUUGGUAGCUAGACUGCAGCAAUGUGUUGAUUCUUUUAGACACUUGAAUUGGAGGUGUUAGAUUGUGGUAGAAGAGCUGUAGCAAGAGAUGGUUUAUGGAACUGAAAGUUAAACGAAACACUGCCACCAACAUAUCGUGUGAUAUUGUGCCAUUGUUACUGAGAUGUUGUGUACUUUCUCCUGGACUUAAUAACCAGCGUGUUCUCACUCCCAACUCGUCCAACUAUGGCGCUCCACCUACGCCUCUAGGUCAGAUGACUCCGCAUCAGUGGCAGCAUAUUGAGUUUUGAGGGCCUAAUACUGUGUUUCCUGCAGGAUUUUGUGAGACUGUGGUGGGUGCACCUCCGAUCCUCUAGAUUGGUACGGGGGCAUGCUAACCUGGAAGAGACUAGAUCUUUGAAGAACUCUGUGCUCCAGUAAAUCACACCCACCACGCAUGGUAAACAAGAUGGGGUGCGAGCACUGAGUCCACAGUCCCGGAAGCUGGCGAGGUCCUGGCAAAAGGAGUCGCGAGUCACCUUCACCCCGGGCCUUUCCAAGCCAACCUAGAGCUGGUUGCGGUGCCCCGCGAGAGUCAACCAGAGCAUGGGAAAGGUCACCCGAAGGGAUCCUCUCCAUGCCGGCCCAAACCUUGAGAAGUGUACAAAUAUUUUCCAUUCAUUAUGAAACUGUGUUAAUCCUACCUAGUCUGUGGCGGGCUGAAUGUCAGAUCACUUUGAUUUUAUUUGAAUUCGGCUACCCAAUGGUGGUUAAGGAUUGGAUAAAGGUCCAACCUGUUAGAAGGAAGAGAAUUUACCUCUUAAUUACCAGAACACAUGAAAGUGGGGGGGACAAAGAUUUUAAAGAACUUAUUUAAACCCAAACCAUGAGUUUCAUUCCUAGCCAAGUACUUUUGUUAACCACUUGUUGAAGUCUAUCGGACUUCCCUGCAUGUGGAAAGCUGACACUUACUAGGGACCCAGUGUGUUUGAAACUUUUGUGAAGUGGUCCUGACCAAGCUUCAAGAGUUGGGAGUGAGAACGUGUUGCUAUGAAGCAAUCCUCGAAACAUCUCAUUGCCCUCUUUUGUUGACUGCCGGCCACUAUGAAGAUCUUUUCCUUUUCCUGAGUCUUAAAUCCUUUUUUCUCUGUUUUUCACUUCCCUGAUGUAUUUUUUUUCUGAAGUUCUCAAAUGCAGUUCUGUUUGCCAAUGCAUGUUUUAAGAGAUUAUUUUGAGCCAUUGUUGUGUGUGCAGGAUGUGAUGGAUUAGACAUGUAUGUUUUUGUAUUGUUAGUUAGAUUUGUGUGCGGCCCUGUCCCACCUCAGUGGAGACAUUGUCCUGUAUGUGCUAAGUGAAAUGAGAGAAGUCUCUGUUUUCUACAUGAGCAAAUAGUUGGAGUUUCUUUUUCAGUAACUGUGAUUGAAUAAAUAAGCUCAUUUCCUACAGUA
Anarrhichthys ocellatus (wolf-eel) is the source of this 4815-nucleotide messenger RNA. It is a transcript of the gene pomgnt2, whose product is annotated as protein O-linked mannose N-acetylglucosaminyltransferase 2 (beta 1,4-). The transcript is spliced from 2 exons. Gene Ontology annotation, molecular function: protein binding; protein O-acetylglucosaminyltransferase activity. The coding region runs from base 386 to 2188 and encodes 600 amino acids. Gene Ontology annotation, biological process: protein O-linked glycosylation via mannose. The record is from RefSeq and is a predicted model, not a curated record. NCBI's taxonomy places the organism in Eukaryota, Metazoa, Chordata, Actinopteri, Perciformes, Anarhichadidae. Gene Ontology annotation, cellular component: endoplasmic reticulum.